UUUGCGUUUUUCACCACUUGGGUGCAUAAAAAAUUUUAAGAAGGCGAGACAAGUUUGCUGCAAAUUUCAAAUUGGAUUGAAAAUUGCUCAUAAUAUUGAAGAGAGUGAAAUAAAAAGUUUUAUGAUUAAAAGAGUUAUGUUUUAAGACAUGAUUUGUGAUUGAUCUUAAAGGCAAGGAUCCUGACGGUGCAGUGAAGCUAUCAAUACCAAUAGAGUCAGCUUACGUCAGCACCUUCACGGGAGAAAAUAACAUGAAUAACGAUGCCACCUGCACGCCCUGGAAGUCUUAAAGAUCCGGAAAUAGCCGAUCUUUUUAACAAACAUGACCCUGAAAAAAUAUUUGAAGAUCUGCGUGAGAUUGGUCAUGGAUCAUUUGGCGCUGUUUAUUAUGCGCGAUGCAAUCUUACCAAAGAAAUCGUGGCCAUCAAAAAGAUGUCCUAUUUGGGCAAACAGAGCCUUGAAAAAUGGCAGGAUAUUCUUAAAGAAAUCAGAUUUCUACGUCAAUUGAAUCAUUCCAACACCAUCGAGUAUAAGGGCUGCUAUUUACGUGAAUCCACAGCGUGGCUAGUGAUGGAAUAUUGUGUCGGUUCGGCUUCUGAUAUUAUCGAAGUGCAUAAGAAGCCGUUACAUGAGAACGAAAUAGCUGCGAUUUGUGAUGGCGUUUUGAACGGUCUAAGUUACUUACAUAGCUUAGGGCGCAUACAUAGGGAUAUAAAGGCAGGGAAUAUCCUUCUCACGGAUAAUGGUAUUGUCAAAUUGGCUGAUUUUGGCAGUGCUGCCAUUAAGUGUCCAGCUAACAGUUUUGUCGGCACGCCGUACUGGAUGGCGCCAGAGGUAAUUCUGGCUAUGGAUGAAGGCCAGUAUGACGGUAAGGUAGAUGUGUGGUCAUUGGGUAUAACUUGCAUUGAACUCGCUGAAAGAAAACCUCCAUAUUUUAAUAUGAAUGCAAUGUCUGCGCUUUAUCACAUUGCACAAAACGAUUCUCCAACAUUAUCGAAAAACGAAUGGUCGGACACGUUUUGCAAUUUUGUUGAGUUGUGUCUUAAAAAAAUGCCAGCCGAGCGUCCGUCGUCUUCGAAACUUCUUAAGCAUGCAUUUUUGACGCAGCCACGUUCAGAUAUAGUUUUGUUGGAAUUGAUUGCACGGACAAAAGCGGCUGUGCGGGAAUUGGAUAAUUUGAACUACCGUAAAAUGAAGAAAAUCCUUAUGGUAGACACCUGCGAGACUGAGAGCGCCAUCGGGGAUACAGACGAUACACAAGACGAACAUGCCGGUGGCGAUAGCAGCAAGAGUAAUAGCAUUACUUCCGAACACUCUAUACAAUCAGUGGGUGUGUCUGCGGCCAGUAGUCAAAGCUCUUCGUCAAAUUCUAUUCCCACCGCCCAAAAUCAUAUAAUGACUCAACAGCAGCAUAUUGCUGUAAACUAUCAACAACAAGCGGUUGCAGCAGCGGCUGCGAGUGGUGCGGCUGCUCGAAAUUCAUCACGUCAGCGUAAUCUGCCACCAUUACCUAACAUAAUGCACAAUAUGAAUAAUAAUGUUACACCUACGAAUUCGACUUCGGUCGUCCCAGCACCUAUAAUGCCUGCUUCGGUUACAGUUCAUUCAGGAGGGGGAUCCCCUGCUGCAACAGCGAAUAUGGGCACUGGCAUGUUAUCUCAGGCUAUCGGUGUUGGUGUUGGUAGUGCUGGUGGCGCUGGAGAUCGUAUGCCACGCUAUUUGUCAUCACCCGCCGCUGCUGCAGCAGUAUAUGCCGCAUCGUCCCAGCAAGCCAUCUCAAAUGUCGUAAAUGAGCACGGACCGAAUAAUUUUGCAACUAUUCGCACUACCAGCAUUGUAACAAAGCAACAAAAAGAACACAUGCAGGAGGAAAUGCACGAGCAAAUGUCCGGCUAUAAACGCAUGCGUCGAGAGCAUCAGGCUGCGUUGGUGAAGCUUGAAGAGAAGUGUAAAUUAGAAAUGGAAGCUCACAAGGGCGCAUUAGACAAGGAAUACGAUAACCUACUACACAACUUUACAAGGGAACUGGAACGACUAGAGGCAAAACAUCAGCAGGAUUUGGAACGUCGGCAAAAGCAAACAGCUGCAGCUGAGAAGAAACUAUUUAAAGAAAUCUCGCUAAAACAGGAAAGUGACCGUAAAGCCUUCGAUUUGAAUCGCAAAAAAGAAUACAAAGCGAACAAGGAGCGUUGGAAACGUGAACUUUCCAUGGAUGAAUCGACACCUAAGCGACAGCGUGAUUUGACGUUGCAAUCGCAGAAAGACAACCUGAAGCAAGCCGAAGCGCAGGAAGAACAGCGUUUGCUCAGAGUGCAAAAGCAGUAUAUUGAAUUGGAGAUGAGAAAGUUCAAGAGAAGGCGUUUAAUAUCUCUCCACGAACUAGAAGAUCAGCUGCUGCGCGAUGAAUUGAGCAAAAAGCAGCACCAACUAGAACAAGCUCAUGCUAUGCUGCUGAAGCAUCAUGAAAAAACACAGGAACUCGAGUAUCGCCAGCAAAAAAGCGUACAUCAACUUCGUGAGGAGCAGAUAAAUACUCAGCACGACACGGAAUUGAAGAACCAAAAAGAUUAUAUGGAGCGAGUAAAGAAGGACCUUUUGCGAAAGCACGCGCUUGAAAUCAGACAACAUCCCAAAAGCUUAAAGCAAAAAGAAUUGCAAAUACGUAAGCAAUUCCGCGAAACGUGUAAAACGCAAACAAAACAAUACAAACGCUAUAAGGCACAAAUUCUCCAGACCACACCAAAGGAGCAACAAAAGGAAGUUAUAAAACAGUUGAAGGAAGAGAAGCAUAGAAAAUUAACACUUCUCGGCGAACAGUAUGAACAAAGUAUUGCUGACAUGUUUCAAAGUCAGAGUUACAAAUUGGAUGAAACCCAAGUAAUUGAGUGCCAUCGCACCAACGAACAGUUGGAGUACGAGCUUGAAGUGCUCACUGCCUAUCAAAAUAAAAACAAGAAACAAGCCCAGGAGCAACGUGACCGUGAGCGCAAAGAGUUGGAAAACCGCGUAAACGUGCGAAGAGGUUUGCUGGAGAGCAAGAUGAAUGCUGAGUUGCAGCAAUUCAAUCAAGAACGUGCUGAACGUUUGCGUAUCAAACAAGAAAAGCAUUCUAGAGAGCUGGAAGCUUUCGAUCACGAAUCCCUUGGAUUAGGUUUCAGCGCUUUAUCACUCAGCGAAGUGUCGCGCGAAACAUACCCUGAUGAGGAGGGUAGCUUAUCAGGGUCAAUGAUAAGUUUAGCGCAUAGUAAUAGCUCUACAAGUUUUCCGGCUGGCUCCCUAUAGCAUAGAAACAUAAAUAAGUGUAAUAAUGGCAAUUUUAAUAACACUAACGAAAUUUCAAUAACAAAGAAAAGAUUUCGCAAUUCUAGUGAUGAUGGUAAAAACCAAUUAAAAGACGACAUUGAAGUAAAUCGAUUAAAUCAGAUGUCGUUCUCUUCAAUGUAAAAAAUAAUAUAAAACUGAAAAACUCAAAAUUAAAAUCAUUAUUACAUUAAGGAAGACGCGAGUAUGCAAAAUACGCAUGUGAGUAAAAAUUAAAAAAAAAUUAUAAUAAUAAUAAUGAUUAACAAAAGUAAACAAAGAUGGAAGUCACUGGAGGUAAACAAUAACAUUAAUGCCUAUUACGGUAUCCGACGGAUGCCAUUCGCACGAAUCUAAUGCUUCGCUCUCGCUUGUUAUGACAGUGCGAAUCGGACUAGAUCCGUACGGAUGGCAUCCGUCGUAUACCGUAAUAGGCAUGAUUAACUCAAUAAUAAUAUUAGUAUGGCGGGGAGUUAUACUAAUAAUUAAGUAAACUAAUUAAAAUAAAGCUACAAUCGAAAAGUAAUAACAGCGACAGUAAAAUAAACGCAUACAUAAAAUAAAAUAAUCGAAAGUAGGGCGUUAAUUUUUUAUACAAUGCAGUAAAUAGCGCAUGAAAACGACGUACAUAUACAUACAUAUGUAUGUAUGCAGAUCAACUUAAAAAAUAUAACAAAAUUUUAUCAUGUGGUCGCAUUAAUGUUUCUCCACAUACGUACAUACAUACAUACACAUCAAUUGUAUGUACAUGCAGCUGGCGUUGAAAAUACAUUCUUUUCCACCCAUUUUGCCAGUUCAACUAGCUUUUGAAAAGAUUUUAUUAUUAAGCCAAUUUUAAAUUAAUUGAUGGUACGAAAGACGCAGUUUAAACUUUUCCCUGUGAUCAUAAAGGAAAAUCCGGCAUCUCGCUAUGAAUUUAGAAAAAAUUAAAAUGUAUGUAUAUAUGUAUAUAUCUACACCCCAUGUCAUAAUUAUAAGCGCACCACGUAUUGACAAGUUUAAACAAUUUAGCUUUUUGUUAUUGUUAUUUUAGUUAUUUUUUUAUAAAAUAGUUUAUUCUUUAA
Molecule: messenger RNA, 4364 nt
Organism: Rhagoletis pomonella (apple maggot)
Lineage: Eukaryota; Metazoa; Arthropoda; Insecta; Diptera; Tephritidae
Gene: Tao
Product: serine/threonine-protein kinase Tao
Biological process (GO): protein phosphorylation
Molecular function (GO): ATP binding; protein kinase activity
Source: RefSeq, a predicted model, not a curated record